Messenger RNA from Chlorella variabilis, 1053 nucleotides. RefSeq lists its product as hypothetical. The transcript has 8 exons. The record is from RefSeq and is a predicted model, not a curated record. Bases 1 to 1053 code for a protein of 350 amino acids. Lineage: Eukaryota; Viridiplantae; Chlorophyta; Trebouxiophyceae; Chlorellales; Chlorellaceae.
AUGCUGGAGCGCUGGAACACGCAUUUCAGCACCACGGUGGAGCAGGAGCUGCUCGGCAUCGACUUGCAGCUAGCUCAGGACCCCAACUCAUCCAACCUGGGCACCACGGUGUGGGAUGCUUCCAUCGUGCUGGCGAAGUACAUCGAAAAGAACAGCCGGCGCGGCGACUUCUCGCGGCCCAAGGUGCGGGGCAGGCAGGCGCUGGAGCUGGGGGCGGGCAUGGGGCUGGCAGGGAUGGCGCUGGCGCUGCUGGGAGCAGACGUGGCAUUCACCGACAUAGGGGACGUGCUGCCGCUGCUGCAGCGCAAUGUAGACCAAAACAUCUCCACCGCCGCCCUCAAAGUCAAGGACGCGGCGUGGGCGGCGGCAGAGGUGGGGGCGGCCCGCGUGGCGUCGCUCGACUGGUCAGACCCCGCCUGCUACGCCGCUUUCCACCCUCCCUACGACUUCAUCCUGGCCGCCGACUGCGUCUACUCGGAGCUGGCGGUGCCACACCUGCUGGCCGCCGUGCUGCACAUGGGCGGGCCGCGCACCCAGACCAUCGUGGCAAACGAGUUCCGCUCCCAGACGGUGCACGACCUGUUCAUGCAGCGGUUUGGCCGCCACUUCACGAUACGCAAGGUGGCCCCAAACAAGAUGGAUGCCAACUACCAGCACCCGCUCAUACACAUCUACCUGCUCAAGCGGCGCAAGCAGCCGCUGGCAGAGGCAGGGGUCGAAGCCGCGGCGGCGGAAGGAGCAGCAGCGACCGAGGAUGGGCAGGCAGCAGCGCAGCGGGCAGGAGGAGUGGCAGGGGUGGUAGGAGGUGUGGCAGAGGGGGAGCAGCAGGAUGCAGAAGUAGGUGCAGUGGAAGAAGAAGAUCCAUUAGCAGCAGCAGCAGCAGCAGCAGCAGCAGCAGCAGUAGCAGCAGCAGGAGCGGCAGCGGCAGCGGUAGAAGAGGGGGCGGGGGGAAGAGAGGAGGGCGCCGCCAGCAGCGGCAGCUCGGCGGAGCGAUUUCAGACGCGGCGGCAGGGUGCCAUGCUGGCUCGAGUGCUGAAAGACAUCAAACUUUGA